GCAGUGAUCUCGUUCGAGAUGGACAUUAUUGACAAAGGAAUAAUGACACAAUUCGACGAAACGAUGGAAACAUUGAAAGAGAAAGUUCUACAGUGGGAUAUCAGAAAAGAAGACAUCUGGAUAUGCAGCUAUCCAAAAACUGGCACCAAUUGGUUGUUGGAGCUAGUAUGGAUGUUGGUGAACGAUUUGGAUUACGAAAAAGCAUUGUCGAUUUCUAUGAACAAACGAUGUCCGUUUUUGGAAUGUGCGGCUGUGACUAAAUACCAAAUUAUGAAUUCAAAGUUAACCGAUCAUCCCCUGGAAUUUAUCGAUCCUCAAAAAUUUAUCGAGAUGAAUAAAGCUCCAGUGUCCAUAAAAACUCACUUACCAUGGACCUGCUUACCCAGUCAGAUUCAAAACGGCACCAAAAAAUCGAAGGUACUUUACAUGACCAGAAAUCCAUACGACACGUUAUUGUCACUGCACCACUACGUCACAUCCUACUUCAAUUACAGGGGAACCAUUGGAGAUUCAGUUAGAGAUUUUCUGUCGGGUGAAGGAAUAUGUUGCUACGGUUCUUAUUGGGACCACGUCAUAAGUUAUUGGCAACGUCGCAAGUUAUCGAAUCUUCUCAUCGUCAAAUACGAAGAUUUUCAUCGGGAUCUUCCGGAAAUGAUACGAAAAGUAUCGACAUUCCUUGAGAAACCUAUAACGGAAAAGGAACUAAUCAAAUUAGCGGAUCAUCUCAGUUUCGAGAAGAUGAAGACUAAUCCAUCCCUUAAGGUUAUGGACGAGAGGUAUUUUCAGCAGAAGGGCGCUUACUUUUACAGGUCCGGAAAAGUAGGUUCAUACAAAGAAGAACUCAGCAAAGAGCAAAUCGCCAGGCUGAAGAAUACAACUGAAGAGAAAUUUCGAUGUUUAGUAGAUUUUGAGACCGUUUAAUUAAAAAUUAAUGAGAGCAUCUUCACGAUUUUGUUCGCAGACAGGGUACGUGACGCAUAAAAAUGUCUAUUUUUAUACAAAAAUGCAGGUUACUGUGCGUAAAUCUGUGCAAUGCCACUAACGUAUUUGUUGUAUUUACCUCAUUUUCUAAAAAUAUCAGCAUUUUCAUUGCGGUGAAGAAACCUAUUUACACUAAUAGCGCACGAAGAACUAAGUUUUAUAAAAUUUUAGGUUUGCUCGGUAAUUUUUUUUCAUAGAAAAUUUACAAAUAUUUUGACGAAGAAUUGUCUCGGUAAAUUAUUUUUGAAAAUGAAAAAUACAAGAUGAAUCCCAAGAUAUAUGUACUGGAUUGUUAGUUUUAGGUCAAAAAUUAUAUUUUUUAAAUAAUUUGCCAUAAAAAGGCACACUUGUUAAAAAUCAGAAAACUUGCUAGUUUUAGAUUUAUUUGAGAUUCUAACAAGUAGUGCUGAGCUAACGAAUGUCAAGGAAUAAUCAUGGUUCCAGAAACAAGUAUAAAGAUAUUUGAGGUCCAAAUUUUAUUUAAAUUUUAAUUUAAUCUUAAACCGUUUCAGAAAUGAUAAAUGAAAAAUCGAUUUUUUUUAGAGUCCCUUUACAGAGUCGUAUCUUCGGAGUUUUCAGAACAUGUUUAUUAGUCAAAAUAACUUAUUUUUUUGCGCGGGAAAGUAGGGGAACGUUUUUUGAAACAACGCUCUGUAUAAAGUAUUAUUGUUUGACUGAGGUCACGCACUAAAAUACAAAAAUGACAUAGUUAAUGAUUUCGGAAAAACACGCAAAAUUUUCGAGAACCAAACCAAACCAAAUAUUUCAUUCAAUGCUUAAACUAUAAACUGGAACAAGAAGGUAUUUUAUUUGUACUUAAUUAAUUUUAUACCUUUGCGAAUCUAACAUUGGAUUUAAGGGAAUCUCUAGCUGGACGGAAACAAACUCAAAAUAAUUGUUGUUUUGUACAAUGCAAUUUUCAAACAUAGAAAACAUUGCAUAAUUUGUCACAACAUUCACUGCCUCUAGAUUAGAAAUUAAGAAUGUAAUGUGAAGUUUAGUUUUAAGCGAUGUAAUAAUAAUAAUUUAAUAAUAAUAAAAAGAUGUUGAAAUUCAACUGAAAAGAACUGUGAUUUGUGUCGUCCAUGAGAAAUAAAGA
Cylas formicarius (sweet potato weevil) is the source of this 2080-nucleotide messenger RNA. Its product is annotated as luciferin sulfotransferase-like. The transcript is spliced from 6 exons. The record is from RefSeq and is a predicted model, not a curated record. The coding region runs from base 19 to 921 and encodes 300 amino acids. Gene Ontology annotation, cellular component: cytoplasm. Gene Ontology annotation, biological process: sulfation. Gene Ontology annotation, molecular function: sulfotransferase activity. NCBI's taxonomy places the organism in Eukaryota, Metazoa, Arthropoda, Insecta, Coleoptera, Brentidae.